This is a messenger RNA of Tribolium castaneum (red flour beetle), 1288 nucleotides long. RefSeq lists its product as uncharacterized. Bases 25 to 1242 code for a protein of 405 amino acids. NCBI's taxonomy places the organism in Eukaryota, Metazoa, Arthropoda, Insecta, Coleoptera, Tenebrionidae. The transcript has a single exon. The record is from RefSeq and is a predicted model, not a curated record.
CAUUUUGUACCUUUCAUAGAUGCGAUGGCGAUUCGCGAAAUAAAAAAUCUCGACGAGUUAAUUUUCACGUUUGUCGAUAAAUCGAAAUUCAUCGGUGCGACUAUCAAUAAACUGACUGCCGCUGGUGAGAACUAUUGCAGCGAAUUACUGGCUGUGGACAUCUCGCUACGUGACGGCGGAAAAACGAAAAUUCUUCGAACAGUGGCAAAAUUAUUACCUGAAAACGAGUUCGUUCGAAAACUGCUAAAAAGCGAGCGAACGUUCCUCCUGGAAGUAAAAUUCUACAAAACCGUGGUCCCUUGUUUGAUUCACUUCCAAAAGGAACAAGGUUUUACGCGAGUGUUUAACGCAUUCCCGGAUUUUUUCACCUCAAGGUUUAACCUGGAACAAAGUUUGGAAAAAAUCGACGAUAAUGCCGUUUUGUUGAUUAAGAAUUUAAAAGACGAAGGGUUUGGGAUUUUGGACCGCAAAGUUGGGUUCGAUUUUGAUCAAGCGAAACAAGUUUUGGAAAAAAUAGCCGAACUGCACGCCACUGUUUUCGCCUUGAAGGCCCUCAAACCGGAGGUUUUUGAGUCGGAAUUUGGGGAGGUUUUUGAGGAGUUUGAAAUGUAUGAAUCGACGGAAGAAGACAACCGGAAGUUUAUCGAUUCGUUAUUGGCGCUGAUCAAGGAUGAUGAUUUUUGUGCAAAAAACAUGGACCGGAUCAGGGGUACACUUAUCAGAAACGGCAGUUGUGUCAAAAAGAAGAACGACAAAGAGAUGAAGUGCCGCUUUGCCAGUUUGUGUCACUACGACUUGUGGACAAAUAAUAUUAUGGUCAAGGCUACUGAUGUGAAAUUUAUCGAUUUUCAAAUUUACGAAUACGGUUCUGUAACAAGAGAUGUCCUCCUGUUUUUGUUUACGAGUGUCCAGUUAUCGGUGAUUCAGUCAGAAUUUGAUAAUUUGGUUAAAUUUUAUUACGAGAGUUUUAUCAAUUAUUUGAGGGAGUUAAAGUGUGAUGUUUCGGGGCUCACUUUUGAGGAGUUUUUGGACGAAAUGGGGGCAAUGGCCAGGACAAGGGAACUUAUGCAUGUGUUACUGAUGAUACAACCCAUUUAUCGGGACGAAAAAGACGCAAAAGAAGUCAAAAAUAUGAGCAAAGAAGAUUUCUUACGUAGCGAUAAAGAACAGAUUUCGCAACAAUGCAAACAAAAAGCUUCCUAUGUUGUGCAUGAAUUUAAUCGAAGAGGCUGGUUGGAGUGACUUGUAUUAAUAAUAUUGUCAUUACAAUAAUAAUAUAUGUAAUCUU